Molecule: messenger RNA, 993 nt
Organism: Pelecanus crispus (Dalmatian pelican)
Lineage: Eukaryota; Metazoa; Chordata; Aves; Pelecaniformes; Pelecanidae
Gene: CYSLTR1
Product: cysteinyl leukotriene receptor 1
Biological process (GO): G protein-coupled receptor signaling pathway
Cellular component (GO): plasma membrane
Molecular function (GO): leukotriene receptor activity
Source: RefSeq, a predicted model, not a curated record
AUGACGGUGCCGUUCGACAACCUGUUGUGCCAUCACUCCAUCGACGACUUCCGAAACAGAGUCUACUCCACGCUCUACUCCAUGAUCAGCAUUAUGGGCUUUGUUGGCAACAGCGUUGUGCUGUACGUCCUCAUAAAAACAUACCGGCAGAAGACAGCCUUCCAAGUGUACAUGAUGAACCUUGCUGUGUCCGACCUCCUCUGCGUGUGCACCCUGCCCCUGCGCGUCACCUACUACGUCAAUAAAGGGAACUGGUUCUUCAAUGACUUUCUAUGCAGGCUCAGUUCGUACACGCUGUAUGUCAACCUGUAUUGCAGCAUUUUUUUCAUGACUGCAAUGAGCUUCUUCCGUUGCGUAGCCAUUGUUUUUCCGGUCCGGAACAUCAAUUUGGUAACGGAGAAGAAGGCUAAAUUUGUCUCCUUUGGCAUCUGGAUUUUUGUCGCCCUGACAAGUGCUCCCUUUCUGCAAAAUGGGACAUACCAACAUGGCAACAAGACCAAGUGCUUUGAACCCCCAGAAAACUCUCAGAAGAAAAAUCUAGUGGUGAUCCUGGAUUUUAUUGCCCUAUUUGUGGGUUUCAUUUUUCCCUUUAUCGUCAUAACGAUCUGCUACACCAUGAUCAUAAGGACCUUACUGAAAAAUUCCUUCAAGAAGAACCAGGCUAACCGCAAGAAGGCGGUCUGGAUGAUCAUCAUCGUGACUGCCACCUUCCUGAUCAGCUUCACCCCGUACCACAUUCUGCGUACAGUCUACCUCCACGUGCUGCGGCUGAAGAACACCAGCUGCGAGGACACCAUAUACCUACAGAAACUGGUUGUGGUAACGCUCCCCUUGGCAGCUUCCAACUGCUGCUUUGACCCACUUCUCUAUUUCUUCUCAGGGGACAACUUUCGGAAGAGACUUACCACGUUUAGGAAGGGUUCUUCCUCCAGCUUAACGCAAGCCUUCAGGAAGAAGUUCUCCAUAAAAGACAAAGAUGAGGAACCUUUUUAA